Molecule: messenger RNA, 1522 nt
Organism: Oryza brachyantha (malo sina)
Lineage: Eukaryota; Viridiplantae; Streptophyta; Magnoliopsida; Poales; Poaceae
Product: heat stress transcription factor A-6a
Exons: 2
Coding region: 45-1187 (380 amino acids)
Biological process (GO): regulation of transcription by RNA polymerase II
Cellular component (GO): nucleus
Molecular function (GO): RNA polymerase II cis-regulatory region sequence-specific DNA binding; DNA-binding transcription factor activity
Source: RefSeq, a predicted model, not a curated record
ACGCUUAAACCCCAGCACCUCGCCGCGCCGCGCCGCGCAGCCACAUGGCGAUGGCGUCCUCCACCUCCCCCUCCCCCUCCCCCUCCCUCUGCCGACUGCUCGUCCCCAGGCCGAGCCGCCCGGAGGGACUGGCGGCUCCUGCGGAGGCGGUGAAGCGGGAGGUGAAGGCGGAGGCGGGGGUGGAGGUGGAUGUGGAGGUGGGUGGCGUGGCGCCGCGCCCGAUGGAGGGGCUCGGGGAGGCCGGGCCGGCGCCGUUCGUGGCGAAGACGUACGAGAUGGUGGCGGACGCGGGCACCGACGCGGUGGUGUCGUGGUCGUGGGGGCCCGACGGGAAGGGGAGCUCCUUCGUGGUGUGGGACCCGCACGCGCUCGCCGCCGGCGUGCUCCCGCGCUUCUUCAAGCACGCCAACUUCUCCUCCUUCGUCCGCCAGCUCAACACCUACGGAUUCCGAAAGGUCAAUCCAGAUCGGUGGGAGUUUGCAAAUGAAGCCUUCUUAGCUGGUCAGAAGCAUCUGCUGAGAAACAUCAAGAGGAGGCGUGUUUCCAAGCCUCUCGUGGAUUCACAUCUAAGAAAUAAAACCAGUGUUGUUUUUGGACAGCCUGAGGCUCUUGGUGAGGUUGGCAGCUUGAAGAGAGACCGUGCAGCUCUCAGAGCUGAGGUCAUCAUGCUUAAGCAGCAGUACAACAACUGUAAAUCUCAGCUCAUUGCCAUGGAGGAGAUGGUCCAAAACAUUGAAAGAAGGCAACAGCAGACCAUCAACUUCUUUGCCAGGGUACUUACCAACCCGGUCUUCGUGCAGCAGGUUUUACUCAACUAUGUGAAGAAGAAUGGCCUAAGAGGCAGUGCAAAAAGACAACGGCUGAUGGAAAAUGAAGAACAUCAUGCUGAUUUGCCAUUGAACAAAGGUACGGAAGCUGCAUCUGCGAUGUCAGCUGAUGUUUCUGCAGGGAGCACUGGCUGCGGCACAGUUGGGAACGACGAGGUCACUCCUAAAUUCAGUGUCCAGAACAUUGACAAUAUGUGUGAUGAUGUCUGGGAAGAGCUGGAUGCCUUACCUGAAACUGGGAUGGAGCAGGAAGACAAGGCCGGGAUUUGCUUCGAUGUCGAGGAGUUCGUCGGAAGGCCUUGUGGUUGGGUUGAUGAUUGCCCAUACCUGGUAGAGCCAAUGCAGUUUGUGGAACAUUAGAGGCAUGAGAAAAUGCAAUCUACCGUUAGAAUAGUGGAGCUUGUUUAUAGAGUAUGAAUAUCUGUAUAUCAAUUACCCACUUCAGUCAACCAACUUAAGGCUGGCCCUCUCCGUACUGUCAAUAGCAUGAGCUCCUAGAACACUGAGCUCAGAUAUAGAAACAAACACUCUGGUAAUGCAAGCCAGGUGUUUGUAAAAAGUUAUAGGCGUAUUAAAGUUUUGUUAUUUGUAAAUUCUGCUAGAUGCAGCAAAUAUAUCGUGAUGUUUAUAACUUUGUAUACCGUCUGUGCAAUGUAGCUGAGAAAAUAUAUGGACUCCAGUUAUGCCAAUAUGGA